Messenger RNA from Trichogramma pretiosum, 1171 nucleotides. RefSeq names its product chymotrypsin-2-like. Lineage: Eukaryota; Metazoa; Arthropoda; Insecta; Hymenoptera; Trichogrammatidae. The record is from RefSeq and is a predicted model, not a curated record. The transcript has 4 exons. Gene Ontology annotation, molecular function: serine-type endopeptidase activity. Gene Ontology annotation, biological process: proteolysis. The coding region runs from base 404 to 1168 and encodes 254 amino acids.
GAUAAAUUUAAACUCGAGUAGGUAAUUGCGCUAUAAGUACCGGUGUCCCUGAACUUAAUAUUUUUUUUUUUUGUUCCUGCUCGUUUUCACAACACAGUGCUAUUGUAAAUUCGCCUUCUCAACGUAAACUUAUAUAUUUAUUAGUAAUCGUCGAUUUCUCUGUAAAAAAAAAACAAGUGCUUCUACAUUAUUUGGGAGAAUAUUUCGUUUGAUAUUUACUCAGCUGUCGAUUGUCAACACAAUAGAAGAAUAGAAUCGAAAGUAACUUUAUCUCAACUGCGAAUUCUGAUUUAUUCGCGCACGUACCCAUAAAAUAUAAAAAACUUAGACCGGUCUCUUGAGAGCGCAAUUCGGAAAGUGAUAUCGCUGAAGACGCUUACAAGGUUUAAAAUACUUUUACAUCAUGAAGAUUAUCAUCGUGCUAAUGAUGAUAGCGUACGGCCACUGCCAGGACAUCUCCCUGCGAAUCCUCGGCGGCGAGAACGCCGCGCCGAAUCAGGCGCCGUGGAUGGCGGCGUUGAUUCGCUACGACGAGGACGUCUUUUGCGGCGGCGCCCUGAUCACCCCGAGACACGUCCUGACGGCGGCCCACUGCGUCAGUCCGUACACGGCCGAGGAGAUCUCGGUGCUGCUCGGCAGUCCCAGUCUGGAAGAGGACGACGAUCCCGAGCUGCUGUUCCGGGCGAAGAGACUCAACUACACGUCGGAUCACGUUAAUUUGGAGGCGCCCGGCAUGGGCAUGAUAACGCUCGAGAAGGAGGUCACCCUGUCGAAAACCAUCAGGACGAUCCCGCUCGCCGUGACGGAAACUCCGGCCAACGUCUGGGCGACUCUGACCGGCUACGGCUACCAGCAGAGGCAGGAGAACGGCGGAAGCAUCGCCCCGUACCUGCAGACGCUGCCCGUGAGGACAGUCGAGCGCGCCAGAUGCGCGCAGCUGCUGCAGGGAUUGGCCAAGAUCGGCCCGCAUUCUCUCUGCGGUUACACGAGCCCUACUCAGGGCGCCUGCUCGGGAGACAGCGGAAGUCCUCUCGUUUAUCAAAAUCGACUCAUCGGCAUCGCGGAGAGCGUCCAUCCCAAUUGCGCCGCGGGAAAGCCAGACGUUUACAUGGACGUCCUGUACUAUCGGUAUUUCAUUAAGUAUUACAUUGGAUUCAAAAGCCCUUGAAUA